Molecule: messenger RNA, 767 nt
Organism: Nomia melanderi (Alkali bee)
Lineage: Eukaryota; Metazoa; Arthropoda; Insecta; Hymenoptera; Halictidae
Source: RefSeq, a predicted model, not a curated record
UUCCAGGGUCCAGACUACGACGAGAGUCUCGACACGACGGCCCGAGCGGAGCGCGUGUCCAGCCUGCUGCGUCAAUGGGAGCUAGCCAGCGUGAGCUGGUCCAGCGUCGCGGACCUGAGCAACGCCUCGCCGACGGCGAGCAGGAGCCGCAACUCGAUCUCCAACGUCUCGCGGAACAGCCUGACCGCGAAGGACCGCGAGGGAAUGCGGAACAUCGUGGGCGGCCGUCCGGAGAGCGCUCCGAUCUACACGCGGAACGCGAACCGGGUGGACGGUCUGCAGGAGUCGCACCACUGUCCCUCGCCGAACAUGCCUCGGCACGUGCUGGAGUCGAUCACGCAGAGCCCGACGCAGAGCCUGAAGAACGCGACGCCGCCGGACGGCUCCUCGCCGACCAGCCUGCGCUACCAGGACGGGUACAAGGAGUGCGGCGUCAGCCAGCCGCCCGGCAAGCCGGUCAGAGUUCACUACGCCGGCCAGAGUCCCGUGAACGGCGAGUACCUGACGCAGCAGGCGCUCUAUCGCGAACAGUAUUUGCAGCAGACCGGCAUAAUCACCGUCCCGUCGCAGUACUCUGCUGGUACGCCAGCCGGCAACCUCCUCAGGAGCAAUCCGUACGUGCAGCAGUAUCAGAUCACCAGCCCCCAGCACUUCUCCACGCCCAGGAAGCGCGGAUUCAACGCGGCGCAGAUGACGUGACCAGGAUGACCGUGUACCACCAGAUAAGACUGACCACAGGCGGACGCCAGCGACACGCUCCUGGGAGU